AUGAGACCGUUUUCGGUCUUCAAUGUCUGCCUAUUGGCCUAUGUCUGGUGCUCCUUAUCUCUACACUCUGAGGCAGCAGUAGACGAGAACGGCAAUCAAGUUCUCAGGCUGGGCGAUGUCGUCCCCAUUGACACUCCCGAGACCUAUUACUCAGAUCUCCACCCCUGUCCGGCUGCCUGUCUCAAUUCAAAGCCCGAGAAAUGGACCGUCUAUCCGUCCGCGGAGAGGUUAACCCUUUGCAGCCAACCGAUGUUGUUCGACCUUUCUAUCUCUAUGCCCAUGGAUGAGCCGGCUUCUAUCGUCCCAGUGCGCGCAUGCACAGCUGGAGAUGCGAGAAAUGCCAACACAACUGUCAAUGCUUUGUUCAUAAGUAGUGUUUCCGCUUCGGACACUGAAGACCAUAUGUCGCUGGCCAGGCGGGCGUCGCCAAGCUGUGUUUCCACAACAAAAAGUACUACUGUCUCUGCCUCCUAUCUGGAAAACGGCCUCAAGACUGCUCGGUUGAAUGAUACCAUCAUAGCGCUUAAGUAUCUGCAAGACUUCCUCGUCGGUAAUUCGGACUGUGAUAUACCCAUUCUUUUGUCUUACGCAAAUGGUAGCGUGGCCGGCGCAUAUCUUGGUCCUUCGUUUGGCCCACGUACCCUAUCUUCGCUUUCAUUCCAGUUGCAAGAUACCAUCGAACACAUAGGCCCAUCCGAGACUAUGGCCACCGAGAUUUGCGGUGAGGGACGCAAUGCAAAUCAUGUGGUUGGCAUCGCCGUUGACACGACAGGCAACGUUGCCGCAGUGCAGCAAGCUGUCAGAUCCUGGACCGAGGCGAAGUGUCUCGCCGGGUACAUGAGUUCCCACUCUUCGAAAGAAAUAGAAGUAUGGGAAUCAACCGACGAUUUGAAACCUCGUGUCCAAGCAACUCACACCGGAACUCUGCAUCGCCGGGCUGACUGCAGGACUAUUACCGUUGUUACGGGCGACAGCUGCGGCGCACUGGCCGGUCGUUGUGGCAUUCCCCCAGCGGACUUUGCCAAAUACAACUCGGAGAAGUCACUUUGUUCGACCCUUCAGCCUGGACAGCUAGUUUGCUGCUCCUCUGGAACUCUUCCGGAUAUUUCACCCAAGCCCGGACCAGACGGCACCUGCGCCACUCACCUUAUUGUCAGCGGGGAUACCUGCGCUGCGCUUGCAGAGUCAAAUGGGCUCACGCCCCAGAAGAUCGAGCAAUUCAACAACGGCACUACCUGGGGUUGGAAUGGCUGUCAGAUCUUGUUUCCGGGGGUGAACAUAUGUCUAGGCAAAGGGAAACCGCCGAUGCCCGCACCCGUUUCCAAUGCUGUAUGUGGGCCAACGAAGCCCGGUACUAAACCACCGACUGACGACACGACGCUUGCUGAUUUGAAUCCUUGUCCUUUGAAUGUCUGUUGUAAUAUCUGGGGUCAGUGUGGUGUCACGGAGGAUUUCUGUCUCGAGAAGCGUGGCCCCUCCAACAAUCCCGGUACCUCUCCACCGGGCACCAAUGGAUGUGUUUCAAGCUGUGGGUUGAAGAUCGUCAACAACGAUAAGGGCCCAGCUAGCUAUGGCCGCGUGGGCUAUUAUGAGUCGUGGAACUUCAACCGCAAGUGUCUGAAUCUGCGCGCCGCUCAUGCCAAUACGGAUGGCAGCUACACCCAUAUUCACUGA
This is a messenger RNA of Aspergillus melleus, 1674 nucleotides long. RefSeq lists its product as uncharacterized. Bases 1 to 1674 code for a protein of 557 amino acids. NCBI's taxonomy places the organism in Eukaryota, Fungi, Ascomycota, Eurotiomycetes, Eurotiales, Aspergillaceae. The transcript has a single exon. The record is from RefSeq and is a predicted model, not a curated record. Gene Ontology annotation, molecular function: chitin binding.